Messenger RNA from Myripristis murdjan (pinecone soldierfish), 1713 nucleotides. It is a transcript of the gene ompa, whose product is annotated as olfactory marker protein a. The transcript is spliced from 2 exons. Bases 133 to 633 code for a protein of 166 amino acids. The record is from RefSeq and is a predicted model, not a curated record. Gene Ontology annotation, biological process: signal transduction; sensory perception of smell. NCBI's taxonomy places the organism in Eukaryota, Metazoa, Chordata, Actinopteri, Holocentriformes, Holocentridae.
GAGAGAGAGAGAGUAAGAGAGAGGGUGAGAGAGACAGAGAAGCAGAAACUCGGUCAGUCUCUUCCACAGCAACAUUCAUCGAGGCAGGUCUUGCCCUCUCACCACCCCAGGACUACGACCUCGAAGUCGGACAUGGACAAGGCGGACGGCCCCUCCAAGGCCAUGGUGUUGACCUUCAAAGAGGAUGUUUCACUGACGGAGGUGAUGCGUCUCCGUGUGGCCUCUCUGCAGCGGUCCGGUCAGAAGCGGCAGGACGGGGAGCGUCUGCUGCUGCCUCAUGAGGCCGUGUACCGGCUGGACUUCUCCGUCCAGGAGCUGGCCUUCUCCCGCUGGCACGUCACCCUCAACGGCUACGGUCGUGUCACCGUCACCGGCAUCUCGCAGCUCUGGACCCCCGACCUCACCAACCUGAUGACCCGCCAGCUCCUGGAACCCGUGGGGACCUUCUGGCGCAACGCCGGCGACCCGCAGGACUCGCCACUGAAGUGUCUGGAGGCGGACAUGCAGGAGUUUGGGGAGAGGAUCGCUGACCUGGCCAAGGUCAGGAAGGUCAUGUACUUCCUGUUUGCCUUCAAAGAAGGGGCGGAGCCAGCCAAUCUCAGCUGCUCAGUGGAGUUCACCCCAGAGCAGUGACUUUUCACUUUUCACAGGGGGAGUCCCGGUUCAGCCACAGAGAUUAGCGGUCACCAGAAAAACACUGCAGGCCAGGAUUAGGAAAUUUCAUUCAUAGUUUCUUCAGUUCUUCAAAUUAGUGAAAAACUAACACACUGCUGGUGUUGAAUGACAGCGUUCCACCUCAUUUAAGUCAGUUUCUCAAAGAGACAUAACCUGUAUAAUUUCCUCCCUCUAAAAUUCAGCCUUUCUCAUCUCCAACUCUUCAUUUUUUCAUUCACACAGCUGGAUAUUUAGACAUUCGGAGGCUCCAUUCUGUGUGGCUAGCAUUUAUUAAUUCACAAUUCAGAUUUUGCCUCAUCUAAACGCAAUCUUAUUAAAUUUAUUUACACAGCACUUUUAACAAACACACUAAUGCUUGAAUGAAUGUGCUUUGAGGAAAACAAAGGCCACAAAUUCAGGUAAAAAUAAGAAAUAAUGCAAAAAGGGAGAAGAGGAGACAAAAUAUAAAUGCACUGAAUACUGAAAACACAAAACAGGUUUCUUGGUGCUACGUUAAAGAACAGGAAAUGUGUAAAAAUGUUUAAUACAGGUUUAGGGACAAAUCUGUUUGAAAAAGUCUUUUCGCCAUCCAAGUCAAUACAAUUUGAUGAAAAUGAUAACAGUGAAAACUCAUAACUGACAACUGAGAGGGAAAAAAAACUUGAGAAUUUUUAGAAACAUCUUUUGAACAAUGUGGAAUUAACCUUUAAAUCAAAUAAGCUAUGAGGACGCAAAGUUGCCAAAUCCCACAUGAUUCCUUGUAUGCUUGUGAAUAAAAAUGCUUCUAUUGAUCGCUAAAUAUAAUGUUGGAUACAUGUAUGGAAACAGCUUGUUUUUUAAUACUUUAUACUGUAGCUGCAUUUGAGAUAUUCCAGGUUUGAGAACGUAGUGUUGUUGCUCUGUUAUUAGAGAUAGUUUCUGUGUUUAAAUCAGUGACAUCUAGACGCAAAACAACAUGAGGCAGUGGAUGGAUUAUCAAAUGUUCACGUUGCAUGACUGUCGCCUGACACAAAACAGAGAUCAAUAGAGAGACAUGUAUUAAACACUGAGUGAAACUGU